UUUCACCACUAUAUAAACCCCUAUCACCCCACCCCUUCGCCAUCAUCUAUUAACACACACACUUCACACAAAUCACACACUAGCCAUGACUACCAGACCCCCACUUAGCUUCAUUACGUCGUCGUUUUUCAGCGUUUUGCUCUUCGCAGCUCGCGGUUUGUGUCAAUCGGUUCCAGCAAUGUACAUAUUCGGUGACUCAUUAGUCGACGUCGGAAACAACAAUUACUUGUCUCUGUCCAUUGCCAGAGCUAACUUUGCUCACAACGGCAUCGAUUUCCCUACCGGAAAACCCACCGGCCGGUUUAGCAACGGAAAAAACGCGGCAGACUUUUUUGCGGAAAAGGUCGGAUUACCAUCGCCAGCACCGUAUCUGUCUCUGGUGUCGAAAUUUAAGAAGUUGAGUAGCAGUAACGCGACGGUUACCGGAGUGAGUUUUGCAUCUGGAGGUGCCGGAAUCUUAAACGGAACAGAUGAACUUUUUAGACAAUCAAUUCCAUUAACAAAGCAAGUGGGCUACUACUCUCUAGUCCAUGAACAACUAGUUCAACAAUUGGGCCCAGAUGAAGCCCAGGCCCAUUUAUCCAAGUCCCUAUUUCUAGUUAUCAUUGGAAGCAAUGAUCUAUUUGGCUACUUCAACAAAAACUCCAAAGCCUCUAAGGAAUACACCCCACAACAAUAUGUUGAUCUCAUGGCCUCAACCCUCAAAGGACUCUUACAAAGAUUAUAUGAGUUGGGAGCGCGUAAAUUUGUGGUAAGUGGAGUUGGAGUGAUAGGUUGUUGUCCAGCACAAAGAAAGCGGAGCACCACUAGUGAUUGCAACGUCGAAGUAAAUACUUGGUCAGUGAAGUACAACGAUGGUUUAAAAGCUUUGCUACAAGAAUUAAAGACAGAAUCAUCGGAUAUCCAAUACUCUUAUUGUGAAACUUAUGAUGUUAUGAAUAACUUCAUCGAACACCCUGAAGCUUACGGAUUUACAGAGAUAAAAGAAGCUUGUUGCGGACGUGGUUACCUAAAAGCUGAAUUCCCUUGCACCCCGAUUUCAACUUAUUGCUCGAACCGGAAAAAUCAUAUUUUUUGGGAUCUUUACCAUCCUACUGAAUACACAUCUAGUAUCUUUGCUGACUCGGUGUAUAAUGCAUCACAGCCGCUUUUGAACUAGUGAAUACAAAACAACUUGUUAAUGUAAAAGGCAUGAAUGCGAAGUACUUAUACAUUCAACACGCGGGUAAGUUAAAAGGUAUAUUGAGUUAAAUUCGUAAGUAUACGAAUAAGUGUCAAACCAAAUGCUUUCGAUUUCUUGUGAUAUUGUUUGUUGAUCCACUUCUUGUAAGUUAGUUAUGGUGGUUGAUUGAUUCAUGUUUUUAGUUGUGUCUAAAAAGAUCAUUCAUGUGAACUGAAGUUCAAAUAAAAUAUGAAAUACAUGUAUGUUCAAAUAAGGUUGUAUAUUGUGAAAAACAUACCAAGAAUGGAUAAAAAUGUUUUUAAAC
Messenger RNA from Helianthus annuus (common sunflower), 1487 nucleotides. Its product is annotated as GDSL esterase/lipase At5g55050. The record is from RefSeq and is a predicted model, not a curated record. Gene Ontology annotation, molecular function: hydrolase activity, acting on ester bonds. NCBI's taxonomy places the organism in Eukaryota, Viridiplantae, Streptophyta, Magnoliopsida, Asterales, Asteraceae. The coding region runs from base 86 to 1159 and encodes 357 amino acids. The transcript has 4 exons.